AUGGAUAGACGUGUUCUCUGUGAUAGUCUUAUCAAAUGGAUGAAAACAUUUGAUUUGAAUAGCCCAAUAAAUGGUGCUGGUGAUUUAAGUGAUGGUAUUCUUAUAGCAAAAUGUUUAAAAAAUAUCGAUGGAAAUUACUUUACAGAAGCUUGGGUGGCCAAAUUGAAGAGCGAUACAUCAGACAAUCACAGAAUAAAAACAAAUAAUUUGAAAAAAGUCUUGAAAAGUACUACGGAUUAUUAUUCAGAGGUUUUAACUCAAUCACUCAUUGACUUUCAAAUGCCUGAUUUAAAUAUGAUUGCCGAUAAAACAGAUGAAACAGAGCUUAGUCGCUUAUUACAAUUGGUAUUAGGUGUUGCUGUUAGCUGUGAUCGUAAACAAUAUUAUAUUGAAAAUAUAAUGCUAAUGGAAGAAUCUGUUCAACAUGUAUUGAUGAAUGCCAUUCAAGAAUUGAAACAUGCCUUAGAAGAAUUAAAUCGUGUUGUUGAAGCAAAAGAAGAAAUAGAAAAUCGUUGUAGAGAACUGGAUCUUCAAGUAUCAACAUUACAAGAUGAAAAACUUGGUUUAACACAAGAGACAUCACGUUUAAAUGAUCGUAUACAACAAUUUGAAAGUUUAGAAGAUUCUGAAUCUAUACCAAAACGUCGAUAUGCAACACUUCAACAACGUAUUCAAUCUCAACAAGAGGAAAUUUUUAAAUUAGAAACAACACUGCAAGAUCAUCGUGCUAAAUUAGAUGUUCUACGUGAUGAUAACGAAGGUUUACUAAAAAGGACAAAAUUGGAAUCGACUAUUGAUGCAUACAAAUUAAAAUUGGAAGAAAUGUCUAAUUUACGUCAACAAAUCGAAUAUUUAGAAGAAACAAAUUUACGUUUAUUUGAUGAAAAAACAAAUUUAGAACACGAAUAUAAGAAAGCAAAACAAUUACAAACUCAAGUUGAAUUCCAUAAAAGAACAAAUCAAGAGUUGUAUCAAAAAAUUUCUGAACUACAAAGUAUAACAGACAAAGCGGAAUUUGAACGAUCAAGAACAGAAGAACGUUUAAGCGUUAUUACUUCAGAAAAAGAGAGUUUAACAAAUGAAAUUGAGUUAUUACGUGAAACAAAUGAAAAAUUACGUGGUGUAAAUAUUGACGAAGGUAGUAAUCAAACAUCUUCUCAACAUGAACUCACGGGUUCACUCGAAGAUUUGAAUUUUUUAAAUCUCUCACCUGAUGUUCGUGAACGAUUUAUUCGUUUACAACAUGAAAAUAAAGUUCUUAAACUUAAACAAACUGAAGAUAAUAAUAGUGAACAAGUUCAAUUGUUACAAGCAACCUGCGACGAGUUGAAAGAUCGUAAUAAUCAAUUAAAUAAUGAUUUAUGGAUGUCAAACCGAAAAAUUCUUGAAUUAGAAGCAACACUCAAAGAUACAUCUUCAAUUGCUGAAAAUAGUGCUGAACUAAUUGAAUUGAAAAAAACAUUGAAUCGUACUACAGCACGUUAUGAAGAUGAUCUAACACGAACAAAGAAACAAUUAGAUGAAUUACAGAAACAACAUGAUCUUACACAACAAAAAUUGAACGAGAAAGAUAUUUUAUUAAAAACAAAAUCAAAUGAGUUGAGUAAUGUUGAAGAACAAUAUUUACGUUAUCUAGAAAAAGCUAGAACAGUGAUUCGAUCAAUAGAUUCACGUAAUAAUCCAUCGGUUAAUACGGAAGUGCAAUCGAUACGUAAACAAUUAGAAGAAAAAAAUAGUCGCAUAGCCGAUUUAGGGAAAGAAUACGAACGUCUUAAAGAAACAAAAGAAGAACAAGAAAAACUAUUGAUUAGUGCGUGGUAUUCAUUGGUUCAUGCGUAUUUUUUUACUAUACAGGGUAGUAGAUUUCAACGACGUGCGUUUGAAGAACGUCUUAAAUCUCAUGAAAAUCAGUCAUUCCUCGCCAAACAGCGAACAAUUCCAUCUACACGAAAACAACAGAAUCCAGACACAUUAUCACCGCAAACGUCAUCAGCUACAAAUGGAAGCAAUAGAUCAACAGCCACUACCAGUGGUUCAAAAAGAUGA
Messenger RNA from Didymodactylos carnosus, 2046 nucleotides. The record is from the annotation of a GenBank genome assembly. Lineage: Eukaryota; Metazoa; Rotifera; Eurotatoria; Philodinida; Philodinidae.